Messenger RNA from Sander lucioperca (pikeperch), 1229 nucleotides. RefSeq names its product GINS complex subunit 2 (gene gins2). Gene Ontology annotation, biological process: DNA replication; double-strand break repair via break-induced replication. The record is from RefSeq and is a predicted model, not a curated record. The coding region runs from base 296 to 856 and encodes 186 amino acids. Gene Ontology annotation, cellular component: GINS complex; nucleus. NCBI's taxonomy places the organism in Eukaryota, Metazoa, Chordata, Actinopteri, Perciformes, Percidae. The transcript has 5 exons.
GUCUAUAAAGCGCCAUUAUUAAACAGCCUUUAAAGUACAAUUCCGGUACAAUUUCUUUAACGAAUCAAAUACGCCAAGUGCGAAGGACUACAUACAUGAAACCGAAGUUGUUAAAGUGCACACAACGGUACAAAGUGCUCACUGCGCGACCGCGCGCGACAUUACCUCUUCUGUUGGUGACGUAGUUGCCUCAUCCUACGUAUUCCUUGUAGGAUGGCAGCGCGGGAACAAGUAGCAGUGUAGAUGUGAUGGUAAAAGUUAUUGGAAAUAAAACUAUCUAGCCAAACAAACAGCUAUGGAUUCCUCGGAGGUAGAGUUCCUCGCCGAGAAAGAGAUGGUGAAGAUAAUACCAAACUUCAGUUUAGACAGGAUCUAUUUGAUCGGGGGCGACCUGGGUCCUUUCAACCCUGGACUGCCUGUGGAUGUUCCUGUGUGGCUGGCCCUUAACUUGAAACAGAGACAGAAAUGUAGAAUUGUUCCUCCUGCGUGGAUGGAUGUUGAGAAACUGGAGGAGAUGCGAGAGCUUGAAAGGAAAGAAGACACCUUUACGCCUGUUCCCAGUCCUUACUACAUGGAGCUGACAAAACUGCUACUGAACUAUGCGUCUGACAACAUCCCUAAAGCAGAUGAGAUCCGCACGCUGGUCAAAGACAUCUGGGACACGCGUAUUGCCAAACUCCGCCUCUCCGCCGAUAGCUUCAUCAGUCAGCUGGAGGCUCAUGCCAAGCUGGACAACCUGACUCUGAUGGAGAUCAACACCAUACGAGCGUUCCUUCUUGACUCUCUCAACUGCAUGUACAAACUACGUUCCAAUCUGCAGCCUGGUUCAAGUAAGGGACAGUUCACAGACUAUUGAUCCACAAGAUAAGACCUGCGGCACAGGUUUGGAUCUGGACUGAGCAGCUGAUCAGCCUUGGACUGAGGUUUUUACUUUCUCACCAGGCCCUUCAUUACUCAAAAGACUGUUUUCUCAGAAACUGAAUUCAUAAGAUUUAUGUUAAUGGUUGAUUAAAUCUGAAUUUUCCUCAGCUUUUUUAAAGGAGUGGUAAUUUUUUGUAACAUGCUUUACUCCCUACAUGUAAACAGAAUCUAGGAUGUAUUUGUAUUUACUGUUUGAAAUGUGCACAUAUUUAAUUUAAUUUAGGAUGCUCGCUGUAGUUUAAAACUGCCACCAUUUUUGUAUGUCAGUAAGUGUCAAAAUACAUGUAUUUGUGUGUAUUUCUAAGGUA